AGGUCGGAAAAAAGCGGGAGGGGCAAAAUUCUCCUCGUGUUUUCAGUUGUGGCGAUUUCUGUAGUGCAGUGUGGAAAUAUGAUGAGAUGAUCUUUCGCUUGAAGCUGAUCGUUUGGAUUUUAUUUCUUAUCCAUUCGGAAGUCGGGGGUUUAGAUUGUGGUUAUCCGGGAUCUCCAGCCUUCGGGCGACCCUAUCCUCUGAAAGAACUGUAUAGACCAGGGGACGCCGUUACAUACUCCUGUUCUGUAGGAUACUCUCAGCAAGGUCCUCUACAAAGGGUUUGUCUUCGAAAUGGGACAUGGUCCCCAGGGCUGAUGCCCCUUUGCGAUCGCAGCUUGUCCACAGUGGAUCAACAAGCAUCUUCUCGACAAACUCUCAGUUUAUAUCCUGCCAACAAAUCAAUCGAUGGUGAUCCCAACACAUGUGCCUAUACAGACAAACUGAGACCACGAUGGAUUCGGCUGGACAUGAAAAUAAAUUACAGGGUCAAAGCUAUCGCUCUCACUGUACCACAAGGGAUCUACUCACAAGAUGCAGCUCAGAUGACUAUUUAUGCAAUCAGUGUGCGAGAUUCAACAACGGCAUCUUACCAUAAAUGCGCUUCUUUCAAUGGAAAAUUCGCGGCGACUACAUUAAAGCUUACUUGUGCUGGAGGGGACGUUGAAGGACGGUACAUCCAUGUUGAAGACAACAGACACCGUGUAGACUAUUUCAGCCUAUGCGAAAUCCAAGUGUACGUCAACAAAGGUAUCUAUGAAUGUGGUGAAGCUGAACGUCCAGCUCAUUCCUACUCUGUAAAAACCGAGACGGGCGCAGUUCUCUAUCGUUGCAUCUAUGGAUAUCGACUGGUGGGGCCCACCACCAGGGUCUGCAUGUCAAAUGGACAGUGGUCACUCUACCCUCCUACCUGCAUAGAAAUAAUCUGCCAUCCAUUAGAAGCUAUCGAACAUGGCCGUAUUUUGUACAUGGGCCGAAAGACGAAUUCUCUUACAUUGGGAACCAUUGCCAAUGCUACAUGUAAUUAUGGUUACAGAUUAUCUGGUAGUCCGCUGGUGUGCACUGAAGAUGGACGAUGGAGUGAAGGACAACUACUUUGCCUGCCCAUAGACUGCGGAGUUCCUUCCGUGAGUAGUGAGUCAGAGCAGUACAUUCUAUUAAAUGAAAGCACACAUUAUGGCAGCGUAGCGAUUCUGAAAUGUAGAGACUUGGAGGACACCAUUACCUGUCGAGAAGAUGGAACGUGGUCUUUACCGCAAAUAGAAUGUGAUGACCAAAGUGGUUUAUCGAAGCUUGGAUUGGUGAAUGAAGAACAAAACGACGUGCCAACGGGUAUUGUUAUUGGAAUGGCCAUUUUUGUGUUUUUGCUUUUAUUGCUAGUUAUUUUGAUUCUUUUGAUAAAAAGGCGCAAAGUUCUGAGGCAAAGCAGUGUGGAUUCUUUGCCAUCGAAAGAAACCAAUUCUUCUCUCACCCCUAACACACCGUUGCCUUACGACAAUGACGCCUUUUACGCCACCAUUCCAGUGGAUGAUGGCACGGAAGAGAAGCGGAACAUUAUGUCGACCAUCCUCUUCACCAAGAAAAAAUCAGACAGUAAAGAAUCAUCCGGAAGCUCAUCCAAUACUUGCAUCUAUGAAGAAAUCCAGACCAAACAUGAUGUUGCUCCACCCCACACUAUACCGGAAGAAGAUCAGAGUCAGCCUGUCUACGCUCAAGUCAACUUAGAAGAAAAGAAGCGUUCGCGACUUGUGAAAUCGCUGUGCGAUCGUUUUGAGCCAGUGGAUCCACCGUCGUGGGAGAACACUUAUCGCUCUGAAGUGCCGCCAUCUUUCGAUGAGGUGGACUUAGAACCCAUAAAACUACGUGAACUACCUCCUAUUCCCGACGACAGCAGCGAUGCAUCAUGUUCAACGCCCUCUUCUAGGACUGAAAUUCAUCAAGAAUCUUUAAAUCAUCGAAAAGAUAGUUUAGUAAUUUCUAAAGGAAAUGAAACUUACACGCCAACCGCUAAACAGUGAGUAGUAAACGAAUUCAAAAUCGCCAAAAGAAAAACUAGUGAGAAUGUCCUCUAGAACAAAUUUUUUCUACCUCUUUUUUUUAUUUUAAUUUUACUCUUGUGUUCUCAAAAAAAAAAAAAAAAAAAGUCNAACCAGUGGGGAAAUUUUUUGCAUGCAAUGUGUUACGUCACAAUGCUUUUUUGUGACAAAACAUAAAAAACGAAAAUCAUAACAGCAUACCAUCCUUUAUACCUGUGUACCCUUUCUAAAUUUUU
Molecule: messenger RNA, 2269 nt
Organism: Parasteatoda tepidariorum (common house spider)
Lineage: Eukaryota; Metazoa; Arthropoda; Arachnida; Araneae; Theridiidae
Product: sushi, von Willebrand factor type A, EGF and pentraxin domain-containing protein 1
Source: RefSeq, a predicted model, not a curated record